Molecule: messenger RNA, 501 nt
Organism: Parnassius apollo (apollo)
Lineage: Eukaryota; Metazoa; Arthropoda; Insecta; Lepidoptera; Papilionidae
Source: the annotation of a GenBank genome assembly
AUGUACCGCAACUCCGUUUCAGUGGUCAGGACCGCUGUUGGUGAUACCACCCCCUUACCCAUAACCGUAGGCGUGCAUCAGGGCUCCGUCUUAAGCCCCUAUCUCUUCAGUGUGAUAUUAUAUGAACUGUCAGCCAGCGUACAGAAACUACCGCAGCCUUGGCUGCUUAUGUAUGCUGAUGAUAUCGCACUGGUAGAUGGGGACAAAGGACGGCUCACCAGACGCGUGCACGCAUGGAGGGAGGCGCUUGAGAACGGCGGGCUGAAGCUAAAUGUGGCGAAGACGGAGUAUAUGACCUACAACAGCACAGAUCUGACGUCUCUCCGUAUAGGCGACGAUACCGUCGAGCCCACGGACAACUUCAGGUACCUCGGAUCUGUGCUUGAUGCGUCCGGGGACAUCGAUCGCGACAUAAAGGCCCGUAUAUCAGCGGCCUGGGCGAAAUGGCGCGAGGUGACGGGUGUCAUUUGUGACCCCAAAAUGCCGGUCAAGCUGAAGUGA